Messenger RNA from Prunus dulcis (almond), 1109 nucleotides. RefSeq names its product cellulose synthase A catalytic subunit 8 [UDP-forming]-like. The transcript has 7 exons. Bases 395 to 727 code for a protein of 110 amino acids. Lineage: Eukaryota; Viridiplantae; Streptophyta; Magnoliopsida; Rosales; Rosaceae. The record is from RefSeq and is a predicted model, not a curated record.
UAUCAAAACUGCAGAACGGGCCUUGCAAUUAUUUGCUAAUAUAACCCAUCGACUCUGUUAAGCAUUGUUUUUCUAUUUGACAGGCACCAUUUCCAACUAUGAAGAAGAGAAGGAAAGGCUCUGCACACGAUAUGAACAACUGAAAAGAAAGGAGUCUGAUAUCUGAGCAUGAGAAAGCUUGUACUGAUAAAAUUGCUAAACGGGAAGAGUCAUUGAAAAAGAAGAAGCAGGAGGAUGACAGAACUUUCAGCGUUCUGAGGAAGACUCUUGGCUCAUUUCUGGAGAGCGACGAGGACAUCCUGGCUGAUGAUUGAAUGAACAUUCAGCUGUUUGAGCUCAAGUCUCCAGUUACUCUUUCCCCCUAAAAGAUGUUCCGUUUAUUAAUUCUUGCACUAUGAUAUGGUAUGCGAGGUUUGGUUCCCCUAUGUGCUAUUUGGAUUCACUGGCAGAUGAUGAAACAAAUGUUUCUGGCAGUCGAUCCACAAUGGCAGCUCACCUGGAUAAUUCUCAGGUUGAAACAAAGGAUAUCGGAAUUCAUGCUAGGCACGUCAGCAAUGUGUCUGCAGUGGAUAGUGAAUUAAAUGAUGACUAUGGGAGUCCAAUUUGGAAGAAUAGAGUAAAGAGUUGGAAGGAUAAAAAGGAUAAAAAGAGCAACAAGAAAAAGGGUACACCCAAGGAGGAAAAAGUGGCUCAAAUUCCACCUGAGCAGCAGAUGACAGAGAACUAAUGGGAAGAGACUGACCGGAAGGCGGUGAUGGUUGGGCAGCGAUGGAUUGCUUCUCUUGGGAGUGGCCCUUUGUCUACUUCCACUUUGGUCUUCAUCCUCUUCUAAGUCUCUCUCAGUCUUUGUCCCUGUCCCUUGCACGCAAGACAGGGUUGCAGGCAAGACAACGACUUGACGUGUCUCAAAACACUAUUGUUUAUAAGCCCUCAUUUUUACCCAUCAUUAUAGCCUCCCUGUUGGAUUUAGGGAUUUCUUCGAAAUAUAAGGAGUGAUUCCUUGCAGAUAGCUUAAAAACAGAUUCCUCCUUGAAGGAAUAAUCACGGAAGGAAAAAGUUAGAAACCAUGAAUUACACGUUUGAACUCAAUUCUAAAUUCCUAAUCUCAA